Molecule: messenger RNA, 681 nt
Organism: Fomitiporia mediterranea MF3/22
Lineage: Eukaryota; Fungi; Basidiomycota; Agaricomycetes; Hymenochaetales; Hymenochaetaceae
Exons: 4
Coding region: 1-681 (226 amino acids)
Source: RefSeq, a predicted model, not a curated record
AUGCAUAUUUUUGACUUUAAUUCCGCAAUUCUCUUGCCAGAGUUAUGCUCUGUUAACCUCAAAGGCAAAACAACUCAACCCGUAGAGUACUACUUGCAGGGUUUCUACAUACCAGCACUGAAACGUGCAGGCCGACAUGUAUUGUACUCGCUUCCGGAUUUUGAUGCUUCUCAAGAACAGGUCUCCCUUGACUACUCGGUAGUCGGUUCACGCGACCCUAUUGCUAAAGAAAUAUUUGGCGUGGAUGUUGACGAUGUCAACAACCGCUUCCGUGACUUGUGGGAGAAGGUAGUAGAGUUUCUACGAAAGCAUGGAUCUUCCUCCGAGGAUGGACGUGAAAACAACUUUUUUGCCAGGACUCGUGUCUCAUCGAAAUUAGAUGGAGAAGAUGUUGAGAUAGAGCUGAACUUCGAUGCAGGGAAUGUCCAAAAUUUAUGCGCUCGAGAAGUUAUACUUUGUCUCAACAUCCAGGGACUUCGCGUCUAUUCUACAUCAACGGGCGUUAAAAAGGCAGAUAUACAGGACUGUAAAGUCGCUUUCAUUGUUGAUCUAGUUGAAGAAUUGGAUGAUCACGUCCAUAUUGAUGUUGCUACUGCAAGGAUCUCAGAAGUUCGCACGACGUUUGAUAAGCGCUACAACGUAGUGCUAGACAAGAUCAAAGACAGGGUUAAGAAGUGUUAA